CCCUCGGCGCAAGCGCAGCGGGAGGAGGCGGGGCGCGGCUUCGGCGGCCUGAGCAGCUUCUGCCCGGGCCUAAGGGGCGGCCGCCAUGGGCAAGCGGGUAGCAGUGGUGCUCGCCGGAUGCGGCGUCUUCGAUGGCAGCGAGAUUCACGAGGCCUCGGCGGCGCUGGUGCACCUGAGCCGCGGCGGCGCGGAGGUGAAGAUAUUUGCCCCCAAUAUUGAGCAAAGGGAUGUAGUUAAUCACCUAAAAGGAAGUCCAGCAGAAGAGAAGAGAAAUGUUCUAGUUGAAAGUGCCAGAUUGGCAAGAGGAAACAUUCAGGAUUUGGCUGAACUGAAAGCUAGUGAAUUCGAUGCGGUCAUUUUCCCUGGUGGUUUUGGUGUAGCAAAGAACCUGUGUUCCUGGGCUGUAGAUGGCAAGGACUGUACUGUCAAUGAGCACGUGAACUCCACACUCCAAGCUUUCCACAGUGCUAAAAAGCCCAUUGGUUUGUGCUGUAUAUCGCCAGUCCUGGCAGCUAAAGUCUUUCCUGGUUGUGAGGUUACAGUCGGCCAAGAUAAAAAUGUAGAUGGAAGGUUUCCUGAUGCUGAAACAGCAUCCGCUAUAGCAGAGCUUGGAUGUAAGCACGUUUGCAAAAAUGUAAAUGAAUCCCAUGUGGAUAAAGCCAAUAAAAUAGUUACUACCUGUGCUUUCAUGUGCAAGGCACCUCUGCAUGAAAUCUUUGAUGGAAUUGGAACAAUGGUACAAGAAGUCCUGAAACUUGCCUGACUGGAAGUGCAGACUUCUGCAGGGAAAUCAAUUCAGCUAAGCAUGAGCAAUUAGCUUCUCUUGAUUGUAUUAAUAAAAUACUGCAACUGUUAAACUUCA
Columba livia (rock pigeon) is the source of this 862-nucleotide messenger RNA. RefSeq names its product glutamine amidotransferase-like class 1 domain-containing protein 3, mitochondrial. The coding region runs from base 86 to 763 and encodes 225 amino acids. Lineage: Eukaryota; Metazoa; Chordata; Aves; Columbiformes; Columbidae. The transcript is spliced from 4 exons. The record is from RefSeq and is a predicted model, not a curated record.